AUGGGAAAUUCCUGUUCAAAUAACAAAAGUUUUUAGAAUAAAAAAGAUAAAAUCUCUUAGCAAGGUAAUUAGGAUAGUGCUGAAUAAUAAAAGACAAAAAAUGGUUAAACUGAGAACCAAAAUAUUAUCUAAGAAUAUGAAUGCACAUAUUGGCAUUCCAAUUAACAUAGAUGGAUUUAGAAAAAUUGCAAAAUAACUCUUUGUAGAUAAAAAGAAAUUAUAUACAUUAUUGAUGGAUCAAUACAUAGAAUGUAAAUAAUUUAAAUUAAAUAUUUAGAGAAAAAUUUUUAGACUCUUUACAGAGACCUGAAGUUUUUACUAAUUUUGAAUAAAUCUAAUAUCUUUAAUGGUAUGGAAAUUAUGGUUAGAAUCUUAAGAAGGUUGGAAAAUGGAUUGCUUAUUGGAAAGGAAAAUAUCUCUCUUAAGUUGGUGGAUAUUCAGAGGAUGGGUCGAAGUAAGGUAGUUGGAAGGAAAUCAUGAAUCAGUUUUGUGGGUAAAUUAUUAAUUAAGUUCAAUAAUAGCAAAUGUUAGGUAUUCGAACUUGGAUAAUACUAAAAUAAUUAGAAAAGUGGAUUAUGGAUAUAUUUUUAUGGGAAUAAAAAGAUGUAUUAUUAUUGAGUUUAAGAUUUAGUGGAGGUGGAUUCUACAAUGAGCAAGCUUAAAAGAAAGGUUAAUGGAUAGAGUUAAGUGAGAACUUUAAUGAUGAAGCAUAAGUUAUGUAUAGGGGUGAAUAUAAAAAUGGAUAGAAGCUUGGUAUAUGGGAUAUUUUGGAUAAAAAUCGGAAUAUGUAAUAAUUUCAUAUUUAGUUUAAUAAUAAUUUUUGUGUGUGUGUUUUCAGUGGUGGUGGAUUAUAUGAUGAAGGAAGUGAUGGAGUUAAGUUGGGUCUUUGGGUGGUAAUAUUGAAUGGUUUUAACAAUUAUUCUUAAGUAAUUAAUUUACAAAGGUAGGUAUUAAAAUGGUAAAAAAGUUGGUAGAUGGGAUGUUUAGUUUCAGGAUGUUUAAGAAAAUAAAUAGAUGUAAAACUACAUUAUAUAUUUAUAAUAAUAAAAAUAAUUUGUGGGUUUUCAGUGGGGGCGGUUCAUAUGAUGAAGGAGGUCAUGAAGUUAAGUGGGGUAAUUGGGUAGAAAUUUUGGACGGAUUUUGUUGUAAUUGUUAAGUAACACACAAUGGUGAGUAUAAAAAUGGCAAAAAAAUUGGUAAAUGGGAUAUUUGGUUAUUGGAUAGUUAAGAAAAUUAAAAGAUGUAAAAAUAAAUUAUAAGAUUUUAAUAAUAAUUUGCUUGUGUAUUUUUAGUGGUGGAGGAUUAUAUGAUGAAGGAGGUGUUGGUAUUAAAGUAGGUAAUUGGGUUGAACUAUUGGAUGGAAAUAGAUGUGUUGCUUAGGUAACAUAAAAGGGUCAAUAUAAAAAUGGUAAAAAAGUUGGUGAAUGGGAUAUUUUGUAUGAAAAUCAAAAGAUGUAAAAUAUUUAAUUUGAUAAUAUUCCUAUUUAAAUAGUAGUGGUGGAUAAUAUGAUGAAGGAUGUAAUGGAAUUAAGAUAGGAAGGUGGAUUGAUUUGGAUGACGAAUUUUAUUAUAAUAAAUAAGUAAUUUAUAAGGGUGAAUAUGAUAAUGGCAAAAAAAUUGGCAGAUGGGAUAUUGAGUACAGGAAUGACAGUAAUAGUCAAUUCUUUAAAAUGUAAAUAUAUUAUAUAAAUUUUUCAUAUGUGCAACUGAUUUCAGUGGUGGUGGAUUAUUCGAUGAACGCGGCAAUGAAUUAAAGAUUGGCAAGUGGAUUGAUUUGGAAGAAGGAUUUUAUUAUUUCAAACUAAUAACUUGUAUUGGUAAAUAUGAUAAUGGAAAAAAAAUUGUCACAUGGGUGUCAAUGGAAUAAAAAUGGAAUAAAAUGAAUGAGGGAUUCAAAAAAAUCAACGAAUGGAAAUAUGAUAAAUGA
Molecule: messenger RNA, 1927 nt
Organism: Paramecium pentaurelia
Lineage: Eukaryota; Ciliophora; Oligohymenophorea; Peniculida; Parameciidae
Source: the annotation of a GenBank genome assembly